Molecule: messenger RNA, 2456 nt
Organism: Mytilus trossulus (common blue mussel)
Lineage: Eukaryota; Metazoa; Mollusca; Bivalvia; Mytilida; Mytilidae
Exons: 2
Coding region: 102-2456 (784 amino acids)
Molecular function (GO): protein binding
Source: RefSeq, a predicted model, not a curated record
UGGAAGCUAACGUGGAAGAAAACCCCAAAAAGCGGAGGAUUUAUGAUGAAGAACUGCUUACAAAGAAGCUCCAGAAAGCCGUUCGUGAAAAUAACAUUAGAAUGGUUGAACAGUUGGUCGACAACGCAAACCUUAAAACUUUCAUCGACGCCAAGUUAAAUGGCAAAUCAAGCAUAGAUCUUGCUAGCGACAAGGAUGUGCAACUUGACAUAUGGGAGCUGCUAUUGAAACAUGCUGACGAGAAAACACUAGCGGGCGAGAACUCCGUUUUGGAAUCAUUCGAACAACUGUUACAAGCUCCAUGUUUUUUAUAUUCGCACGCACACGUUACAACCGCUGAGACACAUUUAUGUCAAAUACAGAAAGUUAGAUAUUGGUUACUAUUAACGAAAGAACGUACCGAGAAAAGUGUCAUAAAGUUAAGGCUACAUUUUCUAUGUGAACUUUGUAGAGUUAUACCAAGUAUCUUUACAAUAAAUGCAUCGGCGGAUGACGUUGAGGAUCUAGCGGUAGAGCUGAUCAAAGAUUACAAGGUCAAUCUCAAUAGCAGUGCUACGAUAUAUUGUCCACUACAUUGGGCUGUCACCACAUCUAACGUGCUACUCUUAAAUUUGUUCCUUGAACAUGGUGCUAAUGCCGAUUGUUUGGAUCGGUUCUUUAAUGGCUCACCCCUUCACAUAAUACGCGACAUUAAAGGCCAACCUAGAAUUCUUGAAAUAGUAGAAAUACUAGUGGAUAAUGGAGCUUCGUUGAAAAGUGAGAAACAUCAAAGGGGUUAUACAGCUCUUCAUUCUAUCAUAAUAAACUUAAAUCCAGUAGAGUUAGAUAAAUUUUUGACAAAGUAUGCUAGGUUGAUUGAAUCAUCUAUUCAAACUAUGCCGUUUCCUUUCACCCACGGACUGCUAAUUCAUCCUGUAGCAUCUAUUAAGCAAAAUUCUAUGCUUGAUAAAGACGUGUUGAAGAUAAGACGGGAUGCUCAAAAUGAUAUCAUCGAGAAAUUAAAAGUAAUUGAGAUGCAUAAAAUUGAAAUCAACACAAAAGAUAUCAACGGUAUGACUAUUCUACACUUUUCUUGUUGGUUAAGGUAUACAGAUGUAGUUAAACAUAUAUUAGCUAAAUCCAAAUUACCUUUACUUCAGAAAGAUAAAUUCGGUAGGGGAUGCUUAUUUUAUGCAAUGACUCAACCAGCCCGGAAUAUCUGGCCCGAAACUGAAAACUUGUCAACUCUGAGAUAUAUACUUGAUUUGUCAAUUUUUAUCUUAAAUAGUAGAGAAAUACCAAAGAAAGACAAACUGAAAUUAGAAUUAUUGUUUGAAAUCUGUACGGCUUACUUAGAGUCUAAAAACAAAUCCCAAAAAAAUAGAGAACCAGUCAACACACAGAACAAAUUCGUUAAGGAAAUUAUGCAAAAGGUUCAACAAUUUGUUGAAAGGCUCAAGAAUCAAUUGGAGCAACGUAAUCCUUUAUUUACUUCUACUAUUGAAUUAGCUGGAAGCACGGGUGAGGGCACAAAAAUUAACCCCCAGGAUGAGUUUGAUUAUCUGUUCAAGUUGACGACUUUAAGUCAGUGCAUCAGACCUGACUGUUUCACUGUACAAGACGAAGUUCAAUUAUGUCUUGAAACACAAGAAAGUGAAUUUGGGAAAGAGGUAAAAGAAUUGCAAGAACAUGACCAAACUUUAAAUGAAGCGCUUAUGAACUCAUUCAAUACUACCGUUUAUAACAUAUUUCAACACAGCUUAUUUUGGGAAGAUCUCCCGUUUUACUGGAGAACCUGUUAUUACAAAGGAACCUCGCCUCCUAAAACCUUGGUUGCACCUUUACAUUUGGCAUACAUCGGCACCCCGACCGACCUAGACCUGGACAUCAGUAUCGAUUUGGUCCCCGAAAUCGUAUUGGACGAUUUACCCGAUGGAAUGAAAGAUCUCAUACCCCCAAAAGUUGUACAUUUUGUACAAAAUUCAGAGGAUCUUAAGUGGGAAAUUAUCGUUAGACAGAAAAAUGCACGGCUAUCAUUUUCCUGUGUAGAAAAGUUGAUAUUACGAAACAUAUUUCCCGAACUGAAAGACGCGUAUACCUUGGCAAAAAGUUUACUUAGUCGUGUACCCGAAACAGAUGGAGUAGAACCAGAAUUAGUAACAUCAUACAUGUUAAAAAACGCUCUAUUCCAUGAGCUUGAUCCAAUAUUAUCGUAUUCUUUGAUAGAUAAACGUAUUUGCAAGUUUUCAUCACAAAACGGGACGCAGAUGCCACAGAAUGAUACGGACAAAAGAGUUUGGACAUCCAGAAUAUUGAAAAGAGCUAUAAAAAUAUUUGGUCAGAGGAAUGGCGUCAGUGUAUAUUGUUUCCCAACAAUAAUUGUGCCUCUCUUUCCCGUAACGGAAGAUGAAUUCGGAGGUAACCCCUAUGUGAGAGUUCUAAACCAAUGCUUAAUGCUGCUGGAUGAAACUAAUUAA